Molecule: messenger RNA, 564 nt
Organism: Westerdykella ornata
Lineage: Eukaryota; Fungi; Ascomycota; Dothideomycetes; Pleosporales; Sporormiaceae
Exons: 2
Molecular function (GO): RNA binding
Source: RefSeq, a predicted model, not a curated record
CACAAUCGAGUCAACCGCGACCACAUCGUCCACGGGUACGAUGUCCGCACCACCGUCAUGUUGCGUAACAUCCCCAACAAGAUGGACUGGCUCGCCCUCAAGGAGGUCCUGGACCAGCAUUGCUUCGGCACCUAUGACUUCGUUUAUCUCCGAAUCGACUUCAAGACAGGAUCCAACGUUGGCUAUGCUUUCGUGAACUUUUCGGACAUGAACGGCAUGAUCGCGCUCAUCGAAAAUAUCGAACACCGGCAAUGGAAGGGCUUCCGUUCGAGCAAGGCCGCCGAGAUUUCCUACGCGACGAUCCAGGGGAAGGAGGCUUUGAUCGCCAAAUUCCGGAACUCCUCAGUCAUGCAGGAGACUCCCUAUUGCCGGCCCAGACUGUUCGUAACCGAGACUGACUACGGCAAGUCGAAUCUCUGCGGCACCGAGCUGGCAUUCCCAGCCCCAGACAAUCUUGCGAAGCUCAGCCGCUCGAUCGAGUCUGCGCGCGCAAAUGGGCUCUUCCCGCCCCAUGCCUCGAGCAUGAUGAACGACCGCGCUCGUCAAGGUGUCUACGACAACGGC